Molecule: messenger RNA, 1161 nt
Organism: Sphenostylis stenocarpa
Lineage: Eukaryota; Viridiplantae; Streptophyta; Magnoliopsida; Fabales; Fabaceae
Source: the annotation of a GenBank genome assembly
AUGCCCAUGGCAUCCGAUCUAAACGACGCGGUUUUCCCCGAAGAAGAUCUCGACGACGACGACGAAACACUAGAGGACGAAGAGGAGGAUGACGAAGACGACGACGUUCAAGACGAUGACGAAACCGAACCCCCACCCUCCGUCCUCACCGCCGUAACCGUCGCCGCCCCCGGUUCUACCGUCUCCCAAACACUCGACACCGCGUCAAUUCCGAUCGCCGUCGUCGAUUCCUCGCCGAAACGGCCGCGCACCGAGCAAAUCGAGGAGAAAAAAGCGCUGGACGAUUCGAGGCGACUGUUCCAGCGUCUGUGGACUGACGAGGACGAGAUUGGGCUCUUGCAGGGGUUUCUAGACUACACGGCGCAGCGAGGAUCCUCUCACCAUAACGAUACCGCUUUGUUCUAUGACCAGAUCAAAUCGAAGCUUCAACUCGGGUUCAACAAGAACCAGCUCGUCGAGAAGCUCCGGAGGCUGAAGAAGAAGUACCGCAACGUCGUUAGCAAAAUCAGCGUUGGCAAGGAAUUCUCCUUCAAGAGCCCUCACGACAGAGCCACCUUCGAAAUCUCGCAGAGGAUCUGGAGCAACACCGCUCCAAUCACCGGUCCCGUCGAAGAUGACGACGAAAUCAACCCUAACCCUAAUCCUUAUCCUAAUCCCAACCCUAAUUUCAGCCAUUCGGCGAAGACCCCACUGUCGCGGAAGCGAUCGCGGCCUCGAUCGGAGAAGCGCGAGUUCAACGAAGGUUCAGCGUUGAACAAGGAUACUAAUUGUAUUGGCAACAGUAACAACAACAGCAAUAAAGAUAAUGAAAAUUGUAACAAUAGGCAUAGUAUACAGGUUUUGAUUGAAGAUACGGUGAGGAGUUGCGUAUCGCCAGUGUUGAAGGAGUUGGUGAGUGGUAGCAUAGGAUUGGGAAAUGGUUUUGGUUUUGGGGGAAGAGGGUUUGGAGUUGGAGGGUUUUCAUUGAAUCCCUUGCAAAUGCAAAUGCAAAUGCAAAUGGCAUUGAGUUCAUUGAAUUUGGGGAUUGGGGAAAUGGUGAUGGAUGAAAAGUGGAGGAAGCAACAGAUUUUGGAGCUGGAAGUAUAUUCCAAGCGUUUGGAAUUGGUGCAGAAUGAGAUCAAGGUUGCUCUUGAGGAGUUGCGAUCAUCUGGUGGAGGCUGA